UUUGAUGUAUUAUGCAUUGUAAGUAGUAGAUUGUGCGCCAGAUCGCGGUUACUGGGACGCGCCCUCACUUCCUAGUCUCUUGUGGGUUAAUGUAAAUAAUAAUACCAUUAGGGGGCUUGUGUCUGUGUUGCCAAUAGAGAUCGGUUCAAAGGGCUCAAAUGGCGCAUAUCUUGCAUGUUUUAAAGCUGUCAGAUUGAGCUGUAAAUGUGACAAGGAAUGAAUAAACCCAAAAUGGCAAUGGAAAAAUGUGCUUCACGGGUGCUGAUGUUGCUGAGUCAGCUGGACAGACUGAACGAAGAGCCCAAAGUGUCUGAUACGGAUGCCAUCCGUCAGAUCACAGGCAAAAUCCUUCACAUCCUCCAGACCCAAGAGAAGACCCGUAAGGAGAUGGUCUCUAAAGGCUCAAGUGGGAUGGAAGUUAUUCUCUCAUCUCUAGAGAACACACGGGACUUGCAGACCACCCUUAACAUUCUCAAUAUUUUGAAUGAACUGCUGACUGUGGGUGGAGGCCGCAGGAUUGGGGCAUUUGUGUCUAAGGGAGGAACAGCUAUUCUGUUACAGUUGUUGGUAAGCUCCAGCAAAGACCUUCCUAUGAAUGAAGAACUAAUGCUCCACAUUCACUCUCUACUGGUUAAGGUCGGACCGAAAGACAGGAAGUUUUGUGUUAAAGCACGUCUGAACGGGGCUCUAAAUGUGACUAUUAAUUUAGUGAAACGCAAUCUGCAGAACUGCAAAAUGUUGUUGCCGUGCCUACAACUGCUGCGGGUCUAUGCAGGCAACAUGGUAAAUGCUGUGUCGCUGGGUAAAAGUGGCGCUUUGGAUCUCAUGUUCGAAAUUAUUGGACCUUACAGCAAGAAGAGCACCACUCUGCUCAAGGUGGCCUUGGAUACGCUGGCGUCGUUACUGAAGUCCAAAAUGAAUGCCCGGCGGACAGUGGACAGAGGUUAUCUGCACACUCUACUCGCCAUCUACCAAGACUGGCAUCGCAACGACAUUCGUCACUGCCACUUGAUCAUUCGCAAAAGCAUUUUAGGGUGCAUCAAAAACCUCACAGCCAUUAAGCUUGGGAGAAAGGCCUUCGUAGAUGCGAACGGGAUGCGGAUCCUUUAUAACACAUCCACUGAAUGCCUACCUGUCCGGACACUGGAUCCAUUGGUCAAUGUAUCCAGUCUUAUUAUGAGGAAAUGCUUUCCAAAGAAUCGCCUACCACUGCCUACAAUUAAGAGUGCAUAUCAACACCCGCUACCACACAUUCCAGCUGGAGGACCAGUGGCACAGCUGUACAGUCAACCUCCAGAAGUGGAUGAUGUCGUUGAUGAGAGCGAUGAGAAUGAAACCACUGAGAUUGACACAGAAAAUGAGGAGGAUGAAACCGGGAACAAAAGCCAGAAUGAUGAUAUUGAGACCGAUAUCAACAAGUUGCGACCCAAACAAAUGCAGACACGCCCAUUUGAUGAGUUGAGAGUCUACGAGCAUUUCUGUGUGGAAUUCACAGAGGAUUUUAAGUCUCAGGAUAAUGAUUUCAAAAGCUGCAAGGCUGUCAUUUUUCCAUCGAGUGUUGACUCACAUUGCCCUAUCGUCAUUCCCACCACACUCACCCCUGUCGGGUCUCCAAAAAGAGGGCAGCGACUGGAAAACGUUCAGCCACACAAAUCGACAGAAUCACCAAUGGAGCUAGGCAGCAUCUCUAUAUCAAAAACCCCAGAGGGCAAAUCGGGCCCUGAUUUGGCCUCUAGUUUGAGCCGGCUGGUCCUGGAUGGAGGUUCUGACGAUGGGCAUCAGGAGGAAAGCGGGGAGCAGGCAGUACUUGAGGUUCCGGAUACAGCCGCAGUUCUGCCACUGCAUGACCCUGACCUUUACUUAGAGAUGAUGAUGUGCACCCACUCAGUGCCUGCCUACACAGAGGUGGCAUACCCAGAUUACUUUGGCCAUGUGGCACUUCAUCUUCGCGAGCCCAUCCUAGAGAGAGUUUAUGGUGUGCAAAGAACGAAGAUCUUCCAGGACAUCGAGAGACUCAUUCAUCCCAUUGACAUUCUUGACGAAGUCGUAUAUGACCUAGAUAAUCAGAGUUCUCCAAUUGUUGAAAAUGGGGAAUCUCUCAAAUUUAACUCUAAAUUUGAGUCCGGAAACCUACGGAAAGCAAUACAAGUCAGAAAGUUCGAGUACGACUUGAUCCUGAACUCAGAUAUCAAUAGUAAUCACUAUCAUCAGUGGUUCUAUUUUGAAGUGGGCAACAUGCGUCCAGGUGUUCGCUAUCGAUUCAACAUAAUCAACUGUGAGAAGUCCAACAGCCAGUUCAAUUAUGGUAUGCAGGUGCUCAUGUACUCUGUGCAGGAAGCCAUCCGUGGAAGCCCCCAUUGGGUCAGAACAGGAUCGGACAUCUGCUACUACAAGAACCAUUUCUCACGAAGCUCCAUUGCUGCUGGAGGUCAAAAGGGAAAAUCUUACUUCACCAUGACCUUUACUGUGACCUUUCAGCAUAAAGAUGAUGUGUGCUACUUCGCCUACCAUUACCCGUAUACCUUUUCAACACUAAAGAUGCACCUGCGAAAGUUGAGUGAUCUACGUACAGCUCAGAUCUACUAUAGAGAGGAUGAGCUUUGUCAAACACUGGGAGGAAACAGCUGUCCCCUGCUCACCAUCACUGCCAUGCCAGAGUCAUCCAGCAAUGACCACAUCAGCCAGUUCAGGAGUCGUCCAGUGGUGUUUUUGUCUGCCCGGGUACAUCCUGGUGAGACUAACGCCAGCUGGGUGAUGAAGGGUACUCUGGAAUUCCUUAUGAGCUGCAGAUCUGAAGCACAGAGUCUGAGAGAGAGCUACAUUUUUAAAAUCAUCCCCAUGCUCAACCCUGAUGGAGUCAUCAAUGGCAGUCACCGUUGCUCUCUGAGUGGGGAAGAUUUAAACAGGCAGUGGCAGAGCCCCAAUGCAGACCUGCACCCCACCAUCUACCAUGCCAAGAGUCUCCUGCAGUACCUCAGAGCUACAAGAAGAACUCCGCUGGUGUUUUGUGAUUAUCACGGUCAUUCACGGAAGAAGAACGUUUUCAUGUAUGGCUGCAGUAUUAAGGAGACAGUGUGGCAGACCAAUGUCAACAACAGCUCCUGUGAUCUACAGGAGGACCUCGGAUACAGGACUCUGCCCAAGUUGCUGUCUCAGAUAGCUCCAGUGUUCAGCCUGUCUAGCUGCAGUUUUGUAGUGGAGCGCUCUAAAGAGGCCACGGCACGAGUGGUGGUCUGGAGAGAGAUCGGAGUUCAGCGCAGUUACACUAUGGAGAGCACCCUGUGUGGUUGUGACCAGGGAAAAUACAAGGGUCUUCAGAUUGGGACACAAGAACUGGAGGAGAUGGGUGCUCAGUUUUGUUUGGGUCUGCUCAGACUGAGACACUUCACAUCGCCUAUAGAGCAUCACAAACACAAUUCCCAUUUGCUGGAUGUGGAGAAUGACCUGAUUGAAAGACGCAACAUUCCAAACAUCACCAGUCCCACCACAUAUGUGUUGGAAGAGGAUGAGCCAGCAUUCCUGGAAGAAGUUGACUACAGUGCGGAAAGCAAUGAUGAAAACGACCCAGAUCUUGAACCUGAUCUCCAAGAUAACCGUGCCCUCCCGGACCCCAGUUCUGACUCUGAGUUUAGCCACCAAGACUGUCUUACCUGAAAUCAUACCAGGCUUACUUUAGCCUAAUGCUCUGGUCGAACUUAAAUAAACCAAACCUCACCGUUUGUUGGCCUGUAUUAUAUAUCACUCGUGUUUGCCUAAUCACCCACUAUAGACUUCUGAAUUGUUCACAAAAUGUACCUUAAUUAUAAUUACCCAGCCCCAAAAACAGCUUCAUGCACCUAGAAACAUCAUUUAGAAGGUCCUUUUUUAGAACUAGUUACAUAUACUGUAGAUGCUCUACAGGUUGUAGCAUGGUAACAUUAAAUAGAUAUCAAUCUGAAACACAUAAUUAUAAUAACAUUCGUUAUUGUCGUUCCAAACUUGUUAGACUUUUUUCUUGUGCAGAGACAAAAGAUGAUAUUUUGAAGAACGUUGGUAACCAAACAAUAUUGAACUCCAUUGACUCUCACUGAGACAUUUCUUAAAAUAUCUUCUUUUGUGUUUCACUGAAGAAAGCCACAUACAGUCUUAUACAGGUUUUAAAUGACAUAAGGGUGAAUAUACCAUGACAGAAUUUUAAAAACACUAAACGUAAAACAGGCACAUUUUGAUGGUCCUUAUAAUCUGGAUUAAAAUAAUAAUCUUUAAUUUAUACAUGUUUUUGAUAUGUGCUAAAUGGUCUCACAUUUAAAACUCACAGUGUGGUGCUUCAGUAGGAAAGUGUCUAAACCAUUCAUAAAUAUCAAUGGUUGCUCAGUACAGGAUUCACAUAUUAUUACCGACAGAAGCAAAUGAGUUUAAAAUCAACACUGCACGCCCAUAGAAACACCUGACCAUACAACAAUGCAAUCUAAUGAAUGUAAUGUUACUCUUAUUCUCACGGGAAAGCUCACCUGCGUGCUUCAUGCCAUGUCCUGACAGGGUCACAGUGAGGUCGCAGUCUUACAUUACUAUUGUAUGUAUUUAUUCACAGCACUUUUUGUGGCUGUAUGUGCUUUUGUUAUUGGACAGCUCCUGUAAUUUUUUUUCUUUGUUGGAUUUCUAUAAUUAGUGCAUGAUCUUUAAAAGUUUUAAAUUUAUUUUAUUUAUUUUAUUUGCAUAUUGGGAGAAAAGCAAAGUGAUUCUUUACUGUGCAAUGUGUGAAAGUGUUUGUAUUUGUGUGUGUAUGAUGACAGCAGUUGCCCAAUGUGCUAAAUAUGUGAAUGUGGUAGUGAAAACCACACAAGUAAAUUUGGUUGUAAUGUUUGUCAAACUUUAAUUUGGACAUAUGGUUAAUAAAGAGAAGUUA
Molecule: messenger RNA, 4885 nt
Organism: Triplophysa dalaica
Lineage: Eukaryota; Metazoa; Chordata; Actinopteri; Cypriniformes; Nemacheilidae
Gene: agtpbp1
Product: ATP/GTP binding carboxypeptidase 1
Exons: 26
Coding region: 217-3654 (1145 amino acids)
Biological process (GO): proteolysis; protein side chain deglutamylation; C-terminal protein deglutamylation
Molecular function (GO): metallocarboxypeptidase activity; zinc ion binding
Source: RefSeq, a predicted model, not a curated record